Paraphaeosphaeria sporulosa is the source of this 708-nucleotide messenger RNA. RefSeq lists its product as uncharacterized. Lineage: Eukaryota; Fungi; Ascomycota; Dothideomycetes; Pleosporales; Didymosphaeriaceae. The record is from RefSeq and is a predicted model, not a curated record. The transcript has a single exon. Bases 161 to 526 code for a protein of 121 amino acids.
CGUACGUCAAGUGCUCGGUCAGCCAUCAGCAGGCUAAGCUUGCUAGCAUGCCGUCGACGACCGCAAGCGGCGUUCGGGUACCUUACAAGCACGCGUGGCAAAUCCCUGCUCGUCGCUCUCGUCAAGGCAACUGGGGCGCAGCCUGCCGCAACGACGCUGCAUGCGCGCAGGAACCCCGAACGCAUGCGAUGUUGCCCGGCCGAGCCUUGAUUCGGUGCCGACCCGAUUGGCAUGGCCAGCGGGGACAGAAGCCAAAAGCCCCGCGCCAGCCCCCAGCCCAGGAGAGGUACGCGGGCGAAAAGCAAGCAUCAUAUAUUGGAGAGGCGCGGAGAAGAAUGAUAACGGGCCGCUCUGGGGCAGCGUGUCAUGCCAUGACAUGUGCAAAAGCAGAUGCUGGGGCGCCAAACUCACCUACACCGACCGGGCCUUGGAUCUACACCAACAGUGUUCAGAUGGCCGCUUGCAUGCCUCGUCCACACUGUGGCAGGGCCCCGUGCGCGCGUCAGGCCCCACGGCGCUCCGGUGACUGUCCAGCAGAGGUGCAUAUGUGCAACGCGAACGAGGGUUGUGGAGAUUGUAGAAAGCAUGCAGCACGCGAGAGUCGAGGCGACUACGGCAAAAACAUGCCUGGAUACACCCGACGUUUGCCCGAAGUCGAGUUUCGCGCCUCGCGCACGCGCCAAGACGUGCGUCAAGCUCCAAGUUCAC